This is a messenger RNA of Fopius arisanus, 1184 nucleotides long. RefSeq lists its product as uncharacterized. The transcript is spliced from 5 exons. Lineage: Eukaryota; Metazoa; Arthropoda; Insecta; Hymenoptera; Braconidae. Bases 104 to 1117 code for a protein of 337 amino acids. The record is from RefSeq and is a predicted model, not a curated record.
UAUAUAACACAAGGCCUUAUUAUUAACGAUAAUGAAAAAAAACUGUCGACUCUUCAGCGACUUCUUCGAGUUCUUCAACGCGUAAUAGCCUUCUGGCCUCAACAUGGGGUCUAUCGUUGUUACUAUGCUCCUCUUCGCAGCACUUGUGAACACCGCAUUUGGUCAAGGUGAUCCUUCAGGGGCGGGUGAGACUGGCGCUGGUGACAGCACUAACACGGUUGGCGGCCCUUCAUGCGAAACUGGUAAUGAGGUUCCGGAAGCAAGUCAAUCUGGUCCUGGACCUGACACUGAUAUUCCAGAAGGAAGUCAAUCGGGUCCUGGACCUGAUACUGAUACUCCAGAAGGAAGUCAAUCGGGUCCCGGAGCUGCUACUGAUAUUCCAGAAGGAAUUCAGCCUGAACCUGGGUCGGAACCAAACGCAGAAAUGACAAUUGACAUUGAAGCAGUAACAUGUCUCUGUAAUCUUCAAAUUAGUGUUGAUACCGAGGGUAAAAAUGCUACUGCUACAGCUGGUGGAGAAGCUCAAUGUGGUUUCGGUAUCCCAAUACCAACGUUGUCGAUAGAUUGUGAUGCUGUACUGAAAGGCGAUACAGUUGGUGCUUUCUUCUAUAUAUUGGAGGUUGAGAGGAACAGUAUUUUGGGAGGCAGCUCGUGGGUUACCUUCGAUCGCGAUAAGAAUGGUUGGGAAAUAGUAGCAUUGAAUUUCCCAAAAGGACUGUCAGAGAGCAAAGAUCUCAAAAUAAUUUCUGGGUCACUUGCCCCAGACAGCGAUUGGAAGGCUAGAAUCUACAAUUUAGAGGAUCGAAAAUCGAAAAAACUUACUAUUUGUAAAAACAACGAGAAACCUGGAACGUACGAAUACAACUUACUGGAAAUGAGCAAUCAAAUCAUCCUAGAUGGUAAAGGAUGUCCCGUUGCAAAGGGCACGAAAACAUCAGUAGUAGAACAGCCUCCGGAAAAAUUACCACCAGCGAUUUACCAGUUUCCCGAGAUGUUGCCCUGUGAGAAGUUGAGUUGGGAUGUGAAAAUGAAUGAUCCGGACAAGAGAAUGGCGUUUCAAGUAUGGUAUGAUUUUACGCCGAAGGGUGCAUGCAAACCCGUAGCCCCAAAAACGUAGGAUUGUGCAUAUUAUAGUAUUGUAAUAUUGAAAUAAAUAAAUAAUUCUUAUUGGAACUAAAUAAAUA